AUGGAAACACAAUUAUACGGAGGAGCAAUUACAAUCCAAAAACUCCCAGAGUCAUUCAUAGACAUCUCACAAUUUCGACAAGUUCCCAAUAAUCAAGAAUGUUUUAUGCAUCGAAAUCCUCAAGAAUCAACUCUGGGAAAAUAUGAUGAAUCACUUAUAUUCGACUUAUUAGAAUCUGUCACUUGUUCUGAUAUAAAGGAAGCUAUGAAAUUGCAUUUAGAUGAUUUAUUUGAUGAAAAAAGGGAAGAUUAUUUUGUAGAGGAAUUUGAGGGUGGAUGUUUUACGUAUGUCAUACUUAAAGAAGUUGGAUACAAGAAGGUUGAAGUAGAUAAUCCAAAACUGAUUGUUCUGUUUUUCUGUUUGAUUCGAUUGGAAAAAGUGAAUACUGAUGUAUUGAUUCAAUAUAAUGUUCCAUUAAGAAAUGUGCGAAUGAAACCAAUUGAUUUUAAUGGCACUGAUGAUGAAGAAGGUGAGAGAUUGAAGAGGAUUUAUACUCUGUUUAGACAAAUUUCUAUGAGUUUGAAGGUCAAAGAUUGGAGUUUGUUUGGUUAG
Hemisphaericaspora subhashii is the source of this 552-nucleotide messenger RNA. Its product is annotated as Ran GTPase-binding protein. The transcript has a single exon. Gene Ontology annotation, molecular function: guanyl-nucleotide exchange factor activity; small GTPase binding. Bases 1 to 552 code for a protein of 183 amino acids. The record is from RefSeq and is a predicted model, not a curated record. Gene Ontology annotation, biological process: protein import into nucleus. Gene Ontology annotation, cellular component: nucleus. NCBI's taxonomy places the organism in Eukaryota, Fungi, Ascomycota, Pichiomycetes, Serinales, Debaryomycetaceae.